This is a messenger RNA of Spirometra erinaceieuropaei, 219 nucleotides long. The record is from the annotation of a GenBank genome assembly. NCBI's taxonomy places the organism in Eukaryota, Metazoa, Platyhelminthes, Cestoda, Diphyllobothriidea, Diphyllobothriidae.
AUGGGUGUGGGCUACACCUUCUUCUGGAGCGGACGCCGAAAAGCAGAGCAACGCGAUGCAUGUGGCACCUUUAUCAUCCGGAACGGCAUCGUGGGACGACUGCGCAGUCUGCCUCAGGACAUCAGCGACCGACCGCUGAGCCUGCGUCUGCCCCUUCGGGUAUCCAAAUUCGCCACCAACAUCAACGCCAAAUCCCGCACCCCAAAUGAUCAGAACUGA